AGGGUUUUCCACGACAAGGAAAUAAAGGGAAUAACUACAGCCAGCUUGUCUACUGUAUUAUGAGUGUUCUCUGUGUAUUCAGACAACUGUUACUGGUCUAACACUGUAUGUCGUAAUGUGUGGGGAAAAUAUUUUUAUGAUUCUUGUCCCUCAAAAGCGGUUUAUCUAAUUGAUUGCUCUUGGCUCUUUACCUGAGACUUGUGAAGUGAAUCAUGGGCUCGGAAGACGUACUCAAGAGUGCAUCAACUCUUGCAUCGUACAAUGUCCUGCUACAGGUAAUGUUCCGUGUGCUUACUUUCUUCCUGAACGCGUUCACAUUGCGCUUCGUGUCCAAAGAGUUAAUUGGUGUGGUCAACGUCCGGCUGAUGCUGCUGUACUCCACACUAGUUUUCUUGUCCAGAGAGGCGUUCAGGAGGGCGUGUCUAAGCGGAGAGGGGGCAGGGCGUAACUGGAGACAGGUGAUCAACCUGUUAUGGCUGACGUUGCCACUCGGCUGUUUCUGGGCUGUGUUACUGGUGUGCGUGUGGCUGUGGCUCCUCCAGCCUCCAGACCCUCAGACUGUCCCACACUAUGGACCUGCUGUGGGAAUCUUCUGCAUGGCUGCUCUAACUGAGUUGCUUGCUGAGCCUCUCUGGGUUCUUGCACAUGCUCAUAUGCUUGUUCGGUUAAAGGUGAUUGCGGAAAGUCUAGCAAUAAUUGCUAAGUGUCUUGUCACUGUGAUGAUGGUGGUCUCUGCUCCUCGAUGGGGUCUCUAUAUAUUCUCUGCUGCCCAGUGUGUGUAUGCAGGAUUCUUGUGUCUUUGCUACGUUGUUUACUUCGUACGUUUCCUGGGUUCAGAGAAAGCAGCGAAGAAUUCCUUUCCGCUGCGUCACAUCUCAGAGCUACUGCCCACCACAAUGAAAGGACAGCCACUGAUAAACUGGAAGCUUGCCACAUUGACAUGGAGUUUCUUCAAACAAUCUUUCCUCAAACAGAUUCUCACAGAAGGCGAGCGCUACGUGAUGACCUUUCUGAAUGUUCUUAGCUUUGGAGACCAGGGGGUGUAUGAUAUAGUGAAUAACCUUGGCUCGAUGGUGGCACGUUUUCUUUUCUUGCCUAUUGAGGAGAGUUUCUACGUAUUUUUCGCCAAGGUGUUAGAGCGCGGACGUGACAUACAGCAUCAGAAAAAAGAGGAGGUGUCUAUGGCAGCUAAUGUACUGGAAUGUCUGCUAAAGCUGGUUCUUCUGAUUGGUCUGAUUAUCACUGCUUUUGGUUACUCCUACUCACACCUCGCCCUCGAUAUGUACGGAGGGGAACUUUUGAGCAGUGGAUCAGGUCCCUCUCUUUUACGCUGUUACAGUUUUUAUGUAUUACUUUUAGCCAUUAAUGGUGUAACAGAGUGCUUUGUUUUUGCUGCCAUGAGUAAGGAGGAGGUAGACAGGUAUAACCUGGUUAUGUUGGGACUAUCUGCCUCCUUCCUGCUGCUUUCCUAUUGGCUGACUUGGCUGUUUGGGGGCGUCGGCUUCGUCCUGGCAAACUGCUGCAACAUGGCUUUGCGAAUUAUCCAUAGCAUUAUUUACAUACAUCGCUACUUCCAGGACAGUGGCCACACCCCUCUGUCAGGGCUCCGCCCACACCCUGCACUCUUAAUUACCCUCAUAAUCAGUUCCAUCCUGACAGCCGUCUCCGAGCGUAUGCUGUGUUGUGACAGUGGAUGGUUGCUGAGGAUCGCACAUGUCUCCAUUGGAGCAGUUUGUUUACUGGCUGUGGUCAUAGUGGCGCUUCUUACUGAAAAAAGACUUGUUCAGUUCAUCAGAACUCAGCUACUACCCAAAUACAGCAAAAAACACACAUGACCUUACCUCAUCCAAGAAUCAGUGGGAUCUGUCGGUUUGGUGUUGGACCACAUAUUGCGUUGAUAAAUUUAGGCAUCAGAAAAUGAUCAUUUUUUGCUUUAGGUUGGUUGCUGUGUUUGGAAAGUUAAAUAUUUUUAUUAUUAUUAUGAAAGAAAUAAAACACUCAAAUCUAUGUCAAAAGCAGUCAUUAAAAUCUGAUGCUACAAAAUGUACUGGUUUACAAAAAGUUUGUGUUUACAGUCACUUUUUAAAUACUAAGACAUCCCAUCUGUUACAAGGGCAGGAACAUGGAAAUUAUAAAAAAGAAGAAAAAAGACAAAGUUUUUACAAAUGUAUUACAAUGAUGUAAUAUAAAUAGUUUUAUGAAAAUAUAAUCAAUAUUUUGUAAUAAAUAUAUUGUUUUUAAUAAUA
Hemibagrus wyckioides is the source of this 2246-nucleotide messenger RNA. RefSeq names its product RFT1 homolog (gene rft1). Gene Ontology annotation, cellular component: endoplasmic reticulum membrane. NCBI's taxonomy places the organism in Eukaryota, Metazoa, Chordata, Actinopteri, Siluriformes, Bagridae. The coding region runs from base 213 to 1835 and encodes 540 amino acids. Gene Ontology annotation, biological process: glycolipid translocation; dolichol-linked oligosaccharide biosynthetic process. The transcript is spliced from 13 exons. The record is from RefSeq and is a predicted model, not a curated record.